ACAUCAAUGUCAACUUUCUGUUCUGUAAUCAUAAUCAUGAUGAUGAUUCCAAGAACUAUUAUUAUGGUAUGAUGCACGUCCGGCUUAUUCCUGCACUGACAAGAACAAUAUACGGAAGCAAUUUAUUGAAAACAUUUAAAAUUGCCAGUCCUGGGUACUCGAAUAGAGCAACGUUUCGGUGUUUUCCCGGUAUGUCGUCCAAAAACUCGAAGUCAGAAAACAAAAGUAAGAAGGAAGAAACCAUUUCCAAUGACUCGCUUUCAUCCAACAAAGAUUCUCCACCACCAUGGGUGACUAGAAGUAAAGUAUCCAUUGACAUUCAGUCUGAAAGAGAGAGAUUUUUGAGUAUGCCAUUAGAAGAGAAAAGAAAAUUAUACAAAUGUGGCAAGAAAUUAAAACUGCUAGACGAUGUUCCAACUUGGCCAGACUUCUACCAACAGAAUGAGAAUAGAUUGAAAAAAGCAGUUUCAAAAAAGAAGCUGCCCAAACUGUACCCAGUGAAUGAGGAGAUCAACAAAAGGGUGUCCAUUUGGAAAGGGGACAUUACCACCUUAGAAAUUGAUGUCAUAGCCAAUGCUGCUAACAAAACACUGCUAGGGGGUGGUGGAGUGGAUGGAGCCAUUCAUUCUGCUGCAGGAAAAAAGUUGGUGCAAGAAUGUUUGACACUGACUGGUUGUGAAACAGGGGAAGCCAAAAUUACUGCUGGAUACAAGUUACCUGCAAAAUAUGUAAUCCAUACUGUAGGGCCAAUUGGCGAAAAAGAGGACUUGCUAUCCAAUGCUUAUUCAUCUGUUUUGGGGCUGCUGAAGGAAAAUAAUUUAGCCUCUGUUGCCAUUCCAUGUAUUUCAACAGGAAUUUAUGGGUACCCAAGUGAAAAGGCUGCCCUUGUUGCCCUUAAAACUGUUCGAGACUUUCUUGAAAAAGAUGACACCUACAAAAAAAUGGACAGAGUGAUAUUUUGUCUCUUCAUGCCAAAGGACGUUUCUAUCUAUGAAGAGCAGAUGCAGGUUUAUUUUCCAAUAGAAGAUGCUGCUCUUACAGACGACAAAGGUGAUGUCGAGAUGAAAAACAGCGAAGAAAAAGUUGAUCCAAAGAAAAUAUCAGCAAAUGAUACAAAGACUAAAAAAGAAGAGAAAAUGGAUACAGAGGGAAAGGAAGAGCCCAAAUUGGGUGGGGAAGGAAAGAUGAAGGCAGAAAACAAAGAGGAAAAUAUGGAAACUGAAGACAGGGAAGUGAAACAAGAUGUUAAAGUGGAUGUAGAUGGAGAGAUAGGAAAGGAAUCCAAAGAAAAGGCAGCAAUCACCAAAGAGGAAAAAAUGGACACAUCUGAUGGUCCAGUCCAAGGCAAUAAGGAUAAAGCUAAUAAGGAAGCAGACAAAAAUGUACCGGUAAAUAGUGUCAAAAGUGAAGACUGUCAUUCUAAAAAUAGAGAUUCAAAUGGGGACAAAAGUUCUUCCAAAACAGAAAAGCAGACAACAGGAAAAGGAAAAUCUGGCAUUGUGCCAAAAACAGAAGAAAAAUCAAAUGUGGAAGAGUCUGUUGUGGAAACAGAAAGUAAGAAUGAAAAUUCUAUUGUGACAAGGAGGGCACUGAGACAUGCAGAACCCUGUGACCCAAAUCCGAAGGACAUGAAACAGGCAAAAAUGUAAUUUUGGUCCUGUUAUAUUAAUUAUUUACUCAUCAAUGAAGUUUUUGUGAAUUUUGAUUAAUAUAUCAUACAUAAUAUUU
Magallana angulata is the source of this 1728-nucleotide messenger RNA. Its product is annotated as ADP-ribose glycohydrolase MACROD2-like. The transcript is spliced from 10 exons. The record is from RefSeq and is a predicted model, not a curated record. Gene Ontology annotation, cellular component: nucleoplasm. Lineage: Eukaryota; Metazoa; Mollusca; Bivalvia; Ostreida; Ostreidae. Gene Ontology annotation, biological process: peptidyl-glutamate ADP-deribosylation; purine nucleoside metabolic process; DNA damage response. Gene Ontology annotation, molecular function: ADP-ribosylglutamate-[protein] hydrolase activity. The coding region runs from base 69 to 1649 and encodes 526 amino acids.